AAAUCUUGACACAGAGGUUGCCAUAACUUGCUGGGAUUAAUACCAAGUUUCAACCUCAUUUCUGCCAUAAUAUCUACAUCUGAAACACAUGGCAUUGUCAGGAACACCACAUUUUUCUUUUCUUUUCUCUUCUUCUUCGUCUUCUUCUUUCUUUCAUUUAUCCGCUUAAAUUUUCGUUAUCUAAGAGGGUUAUAUUCUCUUAAAAUCAGCACCAUCGGAUUCCCUUCCCUGACCAUAUUUCUAGCGUCGACGUACUUUUCCUCCUAUUUCCGAAACACUCCCCCUUCACCGCUAACAUGAGUCCAAGUUUCUUUCGCGGUCGCCCUCUGAACAUUGUCGUUGUGCAACAGCAAGCUGUUUUUACACUGGCUUUUCUGCUUUGCCAUUGCUUGCUCCAGGUCCAAUGGGGCCACAUUAAGUGCCAGUCGGACCGUUGCGGACUGGUUGUGUUUAUUUCUUCCCCAGUGGUGUUCUUCGUCUCUGUCGUCUCGUCGUGCUAGAUUCGCAUUUUAAGAUGGUACAGCUUGGUUGGAGUAUAGUUGAGUUAUUCAUCCCGCCCUUCACUGCUCUCGUUGCAUCUGACUCCUUUGCGAAGCACUGUGAAUCAGUAAGACCAUUGUGAGGUGGUUGUGAUAUGUGUUGACUCUUGAAGAAGAGUGGUACCGUCGCCAUUGUGUUCUUAGCUUUUCUGCCACCCAUUGGGAGGUCUGUUUGUUUCCAAUAUACCAGAUUAUGAUGCUGUCUUAACGUUUCUACCUAUUGAAACUAUUUUGUAAAUUUAGGAGUAUCUUCCGCCCCUCAUAAGCUGUGAUUUCAAGGUCUUUUCAGCUGUGAAAUUAUUGACAGGCUUUCAACUUCGAUGAGUUGUCGCCGGAGUAUUGUUUUCACGAAGUUCCACCGCAUUCGUGCAUUGAUUCAAUACUUUUACGGUCGCCGUUGAUGACCCCAACUUCUGCCGUUUAAUAGAGCACAGCUAGCGCGCUGGGAAGAGCUAACUAGUACCAUACUGACGACACGAAGGGCACUUGAUAAGGAGUUCAGUGAGUCCACGAUUACCGCAGUGGGCUUAGUCUCACAUGUGCCUGUCCAGUACGUUGCGCUGAGAGGUUGCCGCUGAAGGAUAUUUGUAUUAAGAUGCCUUGGGCCAAGUGCCCUUGUGUGAAACUGAAUCACCUCACCGUGGUGCUGCUGUGUCUAGUGUACUCUACUCUGACAGUUGCUCAUUCUAUUGGAGCUGUUUAUGGGCGCAAUGGCAACAACAUUCCCAGCGCUAGCGCCGCAGCCGCACUCAUGCAGGAAAACACAAUAACACGGGUUAGAAUUUACGACCAUGACAAAGAUGUCUUGAAAGCUUUUGCGAGCACGCAAGUCAGGGUGAUCAUCGCCGUCACGAACGACGAGAUUUCGGACAUAGCCUCAGGGUCAUCCGGCGCGGAUGCUUGGGUGAGUAAGAAUAUCAGCCCCUACAUCCAGAACACAAAUAUCAACGCCAUUGCCGUAGGCAACGAGGUCCUGAUAAGCAAUCCAAGUCUCGCGGCCAUGCUUGUCCCUGCUAUGCACAACCUUCACGAUGCCCUCAUGAAGCAAGGGUAUAACUCCGUGAAGGUAUCGGCCCCGCACGGCUUGGGGAUCUUGGAGAUAUCUUAUCCCCCCUCGGCUGGCAUCUUCUUCGACAGCCUCCAGGGUGUUUUGCAACCCAUGCUAGACUUCCUGGAUUCCACUGGCUCAUUUUUCAUGCUAAAUGUGUAUCCCUACUACUUGUAUGUAAACAAUGUCAACAGCAUUUCAUUGGAUUACGCUUUGUUCAGUACCGACAAACCGGUGGUAGACGGCACAACAUCCUUGCAGUACUUCAGCUUAUACGAUGCACAAGUGGAUGCAGUUGUGUCCGCCAUGGCGAAGCUCAAUCACAGCACUCUUGGUAUCGUGGUUACUGAGACAGGAUGGCCUUCUGAUGGUGACCCCACGAACGAGCCCGCAGCCAAUUACUACAAUGCAAAGAUUUACAACCAAAAUCUCGUAAUUAGGUCUAUGAACAAUUCCGGAACGCCGUUGCGACCCGGCACAGAAAUUCCAGCAUACAUUGCCUCGCUCUACGAUGAGAAUCUUCGCUAUUCUCCGCCUGUCUCGAAUACACAUUGGGGCUUGUUUUACACCAAUGGAAGCAGUAAGUAUGACUUCGAUUACAUUACUGGCUUCUCGACCCGUGGAGGAGGUGGGGGAUCGGGAGGUGGUGGAGGAGGAUCAGGAGGUGGUGGAGGAGGAUCCGGAGGUGGUGGAGGAGGAUCCGGAGGUGGUGGAGGAGGAUCAGGAGGUGGAGGUUCUCAAACCCCAGGCACAUCCCCACGCUCGAGUUCUGAAAAGGUGUGGUGUGUAGCAAAGGCCGGGUCAUCCAACAGUAGUUUGCAACAGGGCCUGGAUUGGGCAUGCGGAGUAGGCAAAGCGAAAUGUGACCCUAUCCAACCGGGAGGCGCUUGCUAUCUUCCCAACACCCUUGUUUCGCACGCCUCCUACGUCUUCAAUAUUCACUACCAUUUCUUUCAAAGCGACCAACGAGCUUGCAUCUUCGGUGGGGAUGCAGAGUUAACUAAUGUAGAUCCCAGUUAUGGGUCAUGCAUAUACGUAGCAAGCUCCUCUGCUGGUAGGAAGGAUUUCAGGUCAACAUGGAGGAUCCUGCCAUUCUUCGCAGCUACUGUGUUGUCGUUACACUUGACCCUUUGAGGAACACUUCAUCAAUUAUUAACCUGAUCGUGUCGCACCUCCUCGACUCCACAUUGUAUUCUUAGCCUUCUCAGAUCCAUCUUUGAUAGGGUUGAACUCGCAGGGUGUAAUUGCGUCAGAGUUGCAUGGCAAUCAACCUCCUAUUGCGGUCAUGCUAUUACGUUACACGUAGAUGUACAGCCUAGUGUACAAGUGAAUUGAUCAACUUCUCUUCCAAGUGGGGAAGUUGAGAGACUUGAGGAGCUUGGGAUUUUCAACCCGAACAUUCUUCUUAGAUCUGACAGAGAUAAACUGUGACCCUGAAUCCUUGAAUGUAUGCUAAGAGCAAUAUGUUUCAUUUCUCUGUGUCUAAUAGCACGGCAUAAAACUCGAUUUCAUCUCUUUCCAAUUA
This is a messenger RNA of Physcomitrium patens, 3112 nucleotides long. RefSeq names its product putative glucan endo-1,3-beta-glucosidase BG1. The record is from RefSeq and is a predicted model, not a curated record. NCBI's taxonomy places the organism in Eukaryota, Viridiplantae, Streptophyta, Bryopsida, Funariales, Funariaceae. Gene Ontology annotation, molecular function: hydrolase activity, hydrolyzing O-glycosyl compounds. Gene Ontology annotation, biological process: carbohydrate metabolic process.